Limanda limanda (common dab) is the source of this 906-nucleotide messenger RNA. It is a transcript of the gene pou2af3, whose product is annotated as lnc RNA pou2af1. The record is from RefSeq and is a predicted model, not a curated record. Gene Ontology annotation, molecular function: POU domain binding; DNA binding. Bases 1 to 906 code for a protein of 301 amino acids. Lineage: Eukaryota; Metazoa; Chordata; Actinopteri; Pleuronectiformes; Pleuronectidae. The transcript has 5 exons.
AUGGAGGAGGGGCUGCCUGCGGCAUGCUGUUCUCUUCAUCCAGAUCAGCCCAGGGUGUACCAGGGCGUCCGAGUGAAGACCACGGUCAAAGAGCUGCUGCAGAGGCACCGAGCCCGGGAGGCCAGCAGCAAAAAGCUGAGACCGAUUGGACAGAUCUCCCAGGGCUGCUUGGAUCUCCAGGAUCUUUGCGCGACCACUUUUGCAAACGUAAAUCCGUCAGCUCGCUAUGUGGACCCCCCUCCGUCCAUCCCUCCAGCUGAGCCCAGCAGCUGUGGCGAGCGAGCUCUCCAGAUGCGCACCGCCCAGUUCCCAGUUCCUGACAGCUCCUGCAGCCUCCAGAGCAUCCAGGAGGAUGCGUUCACCCAAAUCCAGAAGCAGGUUGGCGACAUGGCGUAUCCCAGCACCUGCUACAGUGACAGCAGCAGCAGCAGCAUCAUGAACAACAGCAACUUCAACAACAUCGGUGGCGGCGGCUACAACUCCUGCCAGCCUCCCUCUCACUCCCUCUCGCUGCAGUGGCAUUAUGGACUCACCCCAGAGGCCGACUAUUAUGGGCAUGGGAUGGCUCCCGGCUCCCCGCCAGAGUCACGGAAGCUCUGCAGCCCCGUGGAUCACAACAGCUACUCGCCGCAGGACUCUUUCUCCUCCUCCUCCUCCUCCUGCUACGACUCGCCCACCAGGAUGGAGUCCAGCCACCACGGCUUCUCCUCAGAGCACUACCAGCACUGCAACCUCCAGGACUGUUACUGCCUGCCCCACUGUUGGCCAGGCCAGCAGGAGAGCUUCUCUGCCCCCGAAUACACGCCUUACUACAACCCCACAGACUAUCCAUACACUUGCACCGUGGAGGAGAACUAUUUAAUGAGAGAUUUGCAGAUCCCUGAGAUGUGCUACAAUGUACUAUGA